AGCUGUAGAACAGCAUCUGAUUGGUCUGACCCAAAGGCGGUGAUAACUAGUCCGGGGAUUGAGAGCCUUGGAAGCUCCCUCUUUCCCCAGGAACAGCUGCAAGGACCAAGCUGCGAUGACGGGGAAGGUUCCCUCGUUCUCCCCCGGCUCCACAGUGAGCUCCGCUCUGCCCGGCUACGUCACUCUCUGCCUCGCUCUACAGGUUCACAGGCUGGCGUCAGCACAGUUCACAGUGACUGGACCUGACCAUCCAGUCACUGCCUCCCUAGGUGGGGAGGCCGUCCUGCCCUGCCACCUCUCCCCCAGGAUGAGCGCUGAGAACAUGGAGGUGAGAUGGUUCCGAUCCCAGUUCUCUGCAGUCGCGCACCUGUACUGUGAUGGGCAGGAUCAGUAUGGAGAGCAGAUGCCAGAAUAUCAAGGAAGAACUGAGCUCUUGAAAGACAACAUCACCAAAGGGAGAGUUUCCCUAAGAAUACGCGAUAUCCGACCCUCCGAUGAUGGACAGUACCAGUGUUUUUUUCAGUCUAGUGUCUCUUAUGAAGAAGCUUUAUUGGAACUGCAGGUGGCAGGUUUGGGCUCUGCUCCUGUCAUCUCUGUGGAGGGACAUCAGGACGGAGGGAUCCGGGUUGUGUGUCGAUCAGCUGGAUGGUACCCGGAGCCCAAGGCUCAGUGGAGAGAUCUCCAGGGGCAGCUCUUACCAUCAGCCUCUGAAAAAAUAUCCCCAGAUGCCAAUGGCCUGUUUCAAGCAGAGAUUGCCAUUGUUCUAACUGAAGAGUCCAACCAGAAAGUGUCCUGCUGUGUCAGGACCCCCCGACUCAACCAGGAGAGAGAGUCAGCGAUUUCCAUAGCAGAGCUGUUUUUCCCAAGGGUCAAUCCCUGGAUGGUGGCUCUAUGGGUGAUCCUGGCUGUUCUCAUUCCCCUGGCCGGUUACUGCUUCCGGAGGCAACACAGAGCGAAAGAAAUGCUGCAAUUUGAUCUAGAGAACAAGGAAGCGGCGCAUCGUGCAGAGAAAAAGACACUGCAGGGUGAACUCAAGUGGAGAAGAGCCCUACUAAAUGCAGGUUGGGAGAAAGCCCGACAAUGUACAGUGGACGUGACUUUGGAUCCAGACACGGCAAAUCCCAAACUCGUCCUUUCUGAGGAUCGGAAACGUGUGAGACACGGAGAUGAACAUCAGGAUCUGCCCAACAAUCCUGAGAGAUUUGAUACUUGUGUCUUUGUCCUGAGCGCUGAGGGGUUUGCAGGCGGGAGGCGUUACUGGGAGGUGGAGGUGGGAGAGAAGCCUGACUGGAUGCUGGGAGUUUGUAGGGAAUCUGUGAGCAGGAAGGGAGGGAUCACACCCACACCUGAGAAUGGAUUCUGGGCCAUGCAGCUGUGGAAUGGGGAAUACAAGGCCCUCACCUCCCCCCCGACCCCCCUCCCCGUGAGCAUCAGGCCCAGCCGGGUGGGGAUUUUCCUGGACUAUGAGGCGGGUGAGAUCUCGUUUUACAAUGUGACUGACAGUUCCCAUCUCUUCACUUUCACUGACACCUUCUCCGGGAUGCUCCGCCCUUAUUUCUGUCCUUGUCUCAACGCUGAGGGUACAAACGCGGCUCCCCUGAUAAUCUGCCCGGUCCCAGCUCAGGCCAGAGGGAAUCUCGGUCCCUGACAGUGACCCCAUGGCACAGACUGGCCCCUCCCAGCCCUGCUGCUCUUCCCACCUCCAGUGCUGGGGCCAGUUACUGCAGCAACUGAACUUUCUGUGCUGACCGGACGCUGCCAGUUUCCCUUCUCAACUGGAGGUUCCAGUUGAAAACCGGACACCUGGGACAUCCAGCCCCCACCUUCCCUGUCCCCUGCCCCAGGGGUAGCAGAUGGAGGUGGAUGGGGUCAUUCACUCCAGUCAGAAUUUUCUACCCCUGUGAAAUCUCCAUGUAAAAUAUGAAAGAAAAAAGAUUAUUUUAAUUUAGAAAAUAUUAUUGUAAGAAGGUGUAAAUACAAGAAUAUUUUAAUUUACAUUUCAACAGUAUUUCAAAAAACAAGCAGAUAAAUAUAUUUGUAGAAAUGGAAUUAUUAUUUAUAUUUAUUUUUCUUUCCCUCAAAUCUAUAGUGAAGUUUAACUUCUCUAAAUAACAUCAUUUGUAUUUCAAUUGUGGAAUUUCAAGAAAUCCGAAAUAUUUAUCUUAACAAAAUAAACAUUAAAUUGUCAGACUGGGUUGUUCAGU
Chelonoidis abingdonii (Abingdon island giant tortoise) is the source of this 2204-nucleotide messenger RNA. Lineage: Eukaryota; Metazoa; Chordata; Testudines; Testudinidae. The record is from RefSeq and is a predicted model, not a curated record.